AUGCAAGCACCGCUAAGCUUUCUGAUGAGAAUAUUUUCUUUUUCCAUUCCACGGGCUGUGUUUCUACAACAAUCUCGAAGAGGACUAGUACCAGAUUUGAAGGACAACGUAGGAACUGGAAGGCAUUCAUCAUUCUGCCUUUGUGGAAUGGACGACGUUUUAUCAGUAUCCGGUCAAAAUCCCUAUUCCAUCGGUACGUGUCAGAUGAUGGUCGGUGCAAUGGAGAAUUAUGAAGACCUCAUUGUCACAAUCUUUUCCCGGGAACUAUCCACACUGGGCUUCGUCUCAAAUUUCAAAGAACUGAUAAAAUACUUUAAGCCACUAGCACCUUCGCCAGCUGAUACAUUCAAUAAAUUUACAAAAAACGCCCCUAAUUCAAUCGUUUGA
Messenger RNA from Helobdella robusta, 387 nucleotides. RefSeq lists its product as hypothetical. Lineage: Eukaryota; Metazoa; Annelida; Clitellata; Rhynchobdellida; Glossiphoniidae. Bases 1 to 387 code for a protein of 128 amino acids. The transcript is spliced from 3 exons. The record is from RefSeq and is a predicted model, not a curated record.